Messenger RNA from Oppiella nova, 1553 nucleotides. The record is from the annotation of a GenBank genome assembly. Lineage: Eukaryota; Metazoa; Arthropoda; Arachnida; Sarcoptiformes; Oppiidae.
AUCUAAAGAGAGGGGACGACAUACUGUUUGCCACUGAAAAUGAUUUGGUGUACGGAAUGGGAUCUAAUAUAUGGGGUUCACUCGGAUUGGGAGACAACACACCCCAGAAUUCGCCACAAAUUAUACCCCAAUUGUGUCACAAGAAUGUCAAACAAUUCUUCAUCGGAAGUGACUUUGUAUUGGCGAUCACUGAGGAUAACCGUACGUACGGCUGGGGUUAUAAUGAGUGGGGACAGGUAGGCCGUUAUCCAUGCAAGGAGUUUCUGGUACCGCAAGAAAUAGCGAUACUAAGUGACCAAGAUGUUUGUCAAAUAAGUUGCGGCUUUUUCCACGCUAUGGCGCUCACUGGGGAUGGCCGGGUGUACGGGUGGGGUUGCAAUCAGAACGGACAGGUGGGUACUGGUGGUCCCCGCUUUGAGGUAAGGGAGCCGACACAACUUGGAUUCAAUGGCGGCAAUAGUGAAGGCAAUAUCAAAAGCAUUUUUUGUUACCUUUACUCGUCGUACGCGAUCACACGGGACGGAAAGGCGUACAGUUGGGGCGCAAAUAGUUUCUACAAUUUGGGCCACAAUUCAGCCGUCGAUAUAGCGAUACCGACGCUAAUCGUUGAUAUUGUUGGCGUUCAUAGGGUGUGUUCCGGUGGCGCCUACACCUAUUUCUUGACUAAUGAUGGGUGCAUACACUUUAGCGGUCAGUGCGGUAACCAACAAGACGGCUACAGUUACGUUAAGUCACCCAUUGUGUUAUUUAACGAUCAAAAGUACCAAGAUAUAUUUGGCGUGUUUUCACGAUUAGCCAAUGGGUUUCUGGUUAUAGUGUUAGGCGGUGACAGAUUGUUACAAGUGGAUAAAGACCUAGAUGUAUGUCUUAAAGAAUUGGACACCAUGGUGAAAGUGCGCUCAGAAUAUUGUGUCCGGUAUUUGGGUCAAUGGCAUGAAAGCGACGAUUACUACAUUCGUAUGGAAUUAUGUGCCGAUAGUCUGCAGAAUAUUCUGGAACUAAAACCACAAUUAUUUUGCAGAGAGUCUGAAGAAGCCAUGAAUUCUGUUGAAUAUUUCAUUUCGUGUGAAAUAUUCAAAGAAGUGUUAACUUGUAUACAGAGUUUACACAAUUUUCAGCCACCGAUCACUCAUAGAGACCUCAAACCCGAUAAUAUAUUAUUGGCUAAGAAUGUGCAAAAUGUAAGCGAUUUUGGUCUGGCUACAAUUCACGAGCACACGUCCGAAAAGGGAUUACCUAAAUACUGUGCCCCCGAAAUUGCUGGAAACCAGGGUUAUAGUCAUAAAGUGGACAUUUACAGUUUGUCACGAAUUGCCGAACUAGAUAUAUUUUGUAUUGACCUAGAACAAUUAAGCUCGGAUAUGUAUACCUCGGAUUGUGAAGUUGUCAACGAAUGCAUGACGGAAUUAGUGAAAUUAUUGUUGUCAAUGCAAUCGGAUGACCCGGAUCAUAGACCAGAGUGCGCACUAGUGUUGAACGCACCAACUGAUUGGGCCAUUGAUAUUGGUACUGUCGAAAAAGACCCUGAAUAUGACAAAAAUGUCGCUUACUUC